AUGGCCACCAGCGACCAAUCUGAGCAAUUAGCUCCAGGCCAAACCGUCAUGAUACCAUCUCGAUCAGGCAGAGCCUUCACCAUGAAGAAAGGUCAACGGCUGACAGUCAUCGAUCCACGGGGUGAACAGGUCUCCGAUUUGCUCGCGUUCAACACCCACGACCUUGACGAGGUCAUUUCCUCAGGACGUACUCUCGACUACGCUAGCCGCAUCUACCUCACCAAAGGCGAUCCGCUGUACUCGAACCGUAGCAACGUGAUGUUGCGCAUCAUCGAAGAUUCUGUCGGCCGACACGAUUUCCUCCUCACGCCAUGUAGCAAGGACACCUUCCGCAUCAUCUACGGCGACAAAGAGCCGCACCAUGGCUGCUUUGGCAACCUAUCCACUGCGCUGAUGCCAUACGGCAUCUCAUCCGAUCGUAUACCUGUCGCCUUCAAUUGCUUCAUGAAUGUGGCGAUUGAUGGAACCACGGGCCAGCUGUGCGUUGAUCCGCCGAAGAGUAAAGCGGGUGAUCACAUUACAUUCGAGGCUGAGAUGGACUUGACGAUGGCGUUGACGGCUUGUUCGGCAUUGCAGUCAAACGGUGGAAGCUUCAAGCCGAUACAUUAUAGAAUCGACGAUUGA
Molecule: messenger RNA, 624 nt
Organism: Letharia columbiana
Lineage: Eukaryota; Fungi; Ascomycota; Lecanoromycetes; Lecanorales; Parmeliaceae
Exons: 1
Coding region: 1-624 (207 amino acids)
Source: RefSeq, a predicted model, not a curated record